Molecule: messenger RNA, 1050 nt
Organism: Balaenoptera acutorostrata (minke whale)
Lineage: Eukaryota; Metazoa; Chordata; Mammalia; Artiodactyla; Balaenopteridae
Product: chymotrypsinogen B-like
Exons: 6
Coding region: 1-1050 (349 amino acids)
Biological process (GO): proteolysis
Molecular function (GO): serine-type endopeptidase activity
Source: RefSeq, a predicted model, not a curated record
AUGCUGAACUGCACUUGGACUUUUUAUUCUAUGUCAGGAAAUAAAAUGAAGGCAGUGAUUAAAGGCUUUAUAACAGAAGAAUCUUGGAACUGUGAAUGGGAUUACUUCAGUAUUUAUGACGGACCAGAUCAGCAAUCAAGAUUACUUGCUCAUUUAUGUGGCUCCAAGAAAGAAUUUGUCUUGAUAUCCAGUGGUGCUUACCUAACUGUGAAUUUUAAGACUGAUGAAUCUGUGGGAGAAAGAGGUUUUAAACUUAUUUUGGAAGAUAUGACUCAGAAGCAAUCACAGAAAAGCAAUAUUGGGAUCCAACUGCCUAUUAAUGGGCUAACAGUAGAAAACAAUACCAGAAGACAGCCAGCCCAAGACAAAUGUGGAAUUCCUGUUGUUGACCCAUUUCUCAUGGAAGGAUCUGAGAGGAAUACAAACGUGUUGCCAGCCAAGCUUGGGAAGCCCAGGGUGGUUGGUGGCCAUGCCGCCCCUGCGAUGUCGUGGCCCUGGCUGGUCAGUCUGCAGUACCAAGGACAGCAUUACUGUGGAGGUGCUCUGAUUGGGAGACAGUGGGUCCUGACAGCGGCGCACUGCAACUUCAGUACUGUCACAGACAACCUGGUAAUAGGAAGAAGUUACCUGUGGAAUACAGGAAAUAGAGAUUUGAUACCAGUGAAAACUGUAUACACUCACCCCAGCUUCACACAAUUUCCUCCCAAUGAUGAUCUAUGCUUGUUGCAUCUGGAAAACCCUGUUGAACUAGAAGGUGAAUUUCCUAAAACGGUGCAGCAGGCAAAGGUACCACUGAUUAGUAGUACAUCUUGUCGAAGCUACUGGGGACUGGAUAUUAAAAACACCAAUAUAUGCGGAGGGGCUGCAGGAUCAUCCUCCUGUAUGGGAGAUUCUGGAGGACCACUGCAGUGUGCCCAGGAUGGGCAGUACAAGCUCAUCGGUAUUGUGAGCUGGGGCAGCAGUAACUGCCAUCCUGCCGCACCAACGGUCUUUACCAGAAUUUCUGCUUAUAGAGACUGGAUCACAUCUGUCACUGGAGGAGAAGCAUGA